Messenger RNA from Vigna unguiculata (cowpea), 652 nucleotides. RefSeq lists its product as uncharacterized. The record is from RefSeq and is a predicted model, not a curated record. NCBI's taxonomy places the organism in Eukaryota, Viridiplantae, Streptophyta, Magnoliopsida, Fabales, Fabaceae.
CAUUACACACCACAGUGCUCCAAGAACAAUAUUUUUACCAACUACUCACUCUCAAACAAACACAGGGAGAGAGAAAUCAUGGUUGGUGCUCACUUCAACACCAUUCUCCAUGCCACUUCAAGAUCAUCUUUGCUAAAAUCCACUACCACUAACCCAUUCUUCAACAACACAAUCAAGAACUAUGGACAAGCAAUCAAUGGAAACCGUAGCCGUUUGAUGGAAGAGAGGGCACCCUCCACAGCUGAAGAGUUUCAAAGAGUUGCUGAGGAAAAGGCCAGAGAGACGAAGGAAGGGCCAGGAACUCAGAAUGUUGAAAAGCUAUGUGAUGGUGCACAAAUCGGUGACUCCAAGGUUGGAUCUGUCAAGAACUGAGAUUAGAAUUUAGAAACCCUUUCUCUGAACUAUCAGAUUUCUACUGUAUGCGCAACUAGAAUAAGAUUAUGUUAUUUUCCAUGAACUUAAUUGUAAGUGUUUUCUGCACCUAGAAUAAAUGAUAUUAUUGUUGGAUCUUCUCAGAGAAAUACGUCUGAAUUCCUAAGAUGGUGUCGAAUGAUUUCAUCAAAAUCGGAAAAAAAAAAGGUAAAAGGUGAAAGACGUAUAUGUAUUGUUUUGUAAUGAAUAAAGAGACUUGGUUGGGAUUUUAUUGUUUUCC